CACAAUCUCUGAACUCUUUAGUUGCAUUUUAGAGAUUGAGCACAAGGCUCUGCAAACCCCACAUCAACAAAUCAUCUGGACCUUUCUUCCUGGACAAUCCUCCAUCCGGGACAUCGUACCCGUGUGCCGUUGCAUCACUGAACAUACAACCACUAACUCUAUCACGACAACACUUCCACCUAGUCCACUUCCUGUUUGCUGUGUGUGUGCCUUUCUUGAGGGUGUCUAUAAAGUGUGAACUGCCUGGACAGUUACACCUAGAUCUGAACCAGCACCUCUAUCGGAAACCACCACAUCUUGCCGCUCUUUUUAGGCAGUGUAGCCUAGUGGUUAGAGUGUAGAGGUGGCAGGUAGCCUAGUGGUUAGAGUGUAGAGGUGGCAGGUAGCCUAGUGGUUAGAGUGUAGGGGUGACAGGUAGCCUAGUGGUUAGAGUGUAGAGGUGGCAGGGUAGCCUAGUGGUUAGAGUGUAGAGGUGGCAGGUAGCCUAGUGGUUAGAGUGUAGAGGUGGCAGGGUAGCCUAGUGGUUAGAGUGUAGAGGUGGCAGGGUAGCCUAGUGGUUAGAGUGUUCCCACUGUUCCUAGGCCGUCAUUGAAAAUAAGAAUUUGUUCUUCACUGACUUGCCUAGUAAAAUAAAGGUAAAAUGAAAAACAUCUUACAGUGUUUUGCUUUCACAAGGUAAUUCAGAGAUGCAGAUUGUAAUGUUGAUGCGAAUAGAAUGGAGUCAUGAAGUCAUUCAGAUGCCUGAUCUGCGCAAAUGUUCUUCACAACACAACAAACACAGGCUCAUUCUGUUCAGGACAACCCAGGGUAUAAUGCCAUGUCAUCUUGUAGCUGCAUCCAAACAUAGUGACUAUAAACGUUGCCUCUGUAUAUUACAGUUUCUCGAUACGGAAAUGCACAUUUGGACUCACUAGUGUUUGGCUUGCUGGCAUGACAACGAGGGCUUAUGAACAGAGAUUAUGAACAAUCUGUUGGAUUUAUGAACCCAAAUUUAAUCAACCACUGCACCGGGACCGGACUUUCUAUGAGUCUAGCGGCCAACAGAGUCUCAUACAUCUUCAACUUCACUGGACCCUCACUCUCCAUUGACUGUGCCUGCUCUUCAUCCCUUGUGGCUCUCCAUUUAGCUUGUCAAGCCAUAAGACAAGGUGACUGCGAGAUGGCUCUUUGUGGUGGCGUCAAUUCUAUCAUACAGCCGCUAGCCUUUGUCGCGCUCAGCAAAGCAAAGAUGAUUUCACCAGAAGGCACCAGCAAACCUUUCUCCAGCAGAGCAGACGGCUACGGCAGAGGAGAGGGCUGUGGGAUUAUUCUGCUGAAGCCACUAAAAAAAGCUCUCAAGGAGAAUGACCAUGUAUGGGGCAUCAUAAGCAACACUGCUGUUAACCAAGACGGCCACACAGUCACUCCAAUCACCAAGCCAUCCAUGGUCCAGCAAGAGGAGCUGCUGCGUGGAAUCUAUUCAGAGUCUGACCUGUUAUCGGUCCAGUACAUAGAGGCUCAUGGGACUGGAACUCCAGUGGGAGAUCCCAUAGAAGCAGGCAGCAUCUCCAAAGUCAUUGCCAAAGCCAGACCUCCAGGUUCAGAGACACUCCUCAUCGGCUCUGUGAAAGGCAACAUUGGACACACUGAAUCUGCAGCUGGAGUGGCAGGGCUAAUCAAGGUACUCCUAAUGAUGAAACAUGAAACCAUUGUCCCUUCACUGUUCUACUCUGAGGACAGUGCCAGUAUAGAUGCUAAAGCUUUAAAUGUAAAGAUUCCUACUAAAGCAGAAAAGUGGAGAGAUUCUAUUGCAAGAGUUGCAGGAAUAAACAAUUUUGGUUUUGGAGGAACAAAUGCACAUGCUAUUGUAAAACAACACAAGCAGUCAAAUGUUCCUCAAAAAAGUGGUAGGAAAUCACACAAUUUAUUUGUCCUCUCUGCCAGUUCUGAAAAGUCUAUGAGUAUGAUGACGGAGGACACAAUUCAACAGAUAGACAGAGACAACAAAGGUGAUCUAGAAGCUCUGGCAUACACAUCUGCAUGUAGAAGAAGCCACUUGAAACAUCGAUAUCGGAAAGCAUUCAGAACUCCCUCUCUGGCUGAUCUUAAAGAUCAACUCAAAUCUGCCAUGAAAAAGGCAACAACGCCGUCUUACUCAGAUCCCCGGCUAGUAUUUGUCUUCUGUGGGAACGGUGUAACCUAUCGAGGCAUGUGCCAGCAGCUCUUGAAACACGAGCCUGUGUUCAGAGAGAAGAUCAGCCAAAUUGAGAAGCUUUUCCAGAAGUUCAAUAACACGAGUAUCAUAGAGAGACUUGAGAGUGAAUCAGAGAGUAAAGAUCUUUCCAUCCCAGAUGUUGUCCAGCCCCUCCUCUUUGCCACUCAGGUUGGCAUAGCCAGUCUCUUCAAGCACUGGGGCAUCAAACCUGAUGCCAUUCUUGGCCACUCUAUAGGAGAGGUUGCUGCUGCCCACUGCUCUGGUAUGUUGUCCCUUGAGGAUGCAGUGAAGGUGAUCUACUUCCGCAGUACUCUGCAGAAUAAGGUCACAGGAGGGAAAAUGCUUGUGGUCAGUAACAUGGUCGUAUCAGAGGUCUUGAACCUCCUUCCCUCUUACUCAAAUAAGAUUUCCUUGGCUGCCUUCAACAGCCCACAGUCCUGCACGCUCUCAGGUGAUGCAGAUGCUAUAGACAGUCUCCAUCGAAAGCUGAGCAGCUCAGUCAAGAGUAAGAAUCUGUUCCUCCGUGUUUUGGAUGUCCCUGCUGCAUACCACAGCCAGAUGAUGGAUCCCAUCCUGUCUCAACUAGAGGACAGUAUUGGCUCUUUACAAGUCAAUGAUGUUGAGACAGAAUUGUUCUCCACAGUAACAGGAAAGGAGGUAGAGCAGCCAGACUUCAACACAGGCAAAUACUGGGCCAGGAACAUACGAGAGACAGUUUCAUUUGAACAGGCAGUGAGAUCUGCAACCAAAGCGAAAAAGAAUGUAGUCUUUGUGGAGAUUGGCCCUCGAAGGGCUCUACAAAGAAACAUCCAGGAGACUCUUGGAAAUGACACCAUAGUUCUGUCCUCAGUGCAGCCAGAGAAAGAUCAAGAGACAAUGCUGAAUACUGUGUCCAAACUGUUUGAGUUGGGGGUUCAGGUAGACUGGGAUCAGUUCUACAGAGGCCGUGAGGCUUCACCAACAUCUUUCCCAAGGUAUCAGUUUGAUUCUACUCGGAGAGAUGUUGUCUUGGCUGCAUCAAAGGUACAUCAUACAUCAGGUAAUCAUCCUGUGCUAACUCAUACAGCUAGCGAUAGCAAUACCUUCAGUUGUGAUCUGUCUUCUGACUCAGUAUCCUACCUGCAUGAGCAUAAACACAACGGUGUUGCCAUAAUCCCUGGCGCCUUCUAUACUGAGUUGGGUUUGGCUGCCUUCAUGGCCAGUGCCAAACCAAAGGUUCCACUCAACACACUGCAAGUCAGUAUCAGUUUUCAAAGUCCCUAUAUUUUCACACAGAAUGCACCAGAGAUGAAAGUGCAACUUGAACCAGCAGUGGAUGAGACCCAUUUUAAGAUAUAUUCUCCUUCCACAAACCAUGCAUCAGGCACAAUAACGUGCAAUCGAGGACAGCUAGCUGAAGAACAGAACAUUUCGCUAAGCUCCAUCUACAAAAGAUGCAAUUCAGUGUUGAGUUCUGAAAAGUUCUACACUGAAAUUGCUCUGGGUGGGUUUCAGUAUGGCGCUGUUUUCCAGAACACGGGGGAUAUACAUUAUGGUAAAGAGUUGAAGGAGGCAUUUUCAGUUGUCACAGUUCCAGAACAAUUGCUGUCUCAGUUGCAUGAAUACUGCAUUCACCCCGUAGUGUUAGACUUCCUGAUGCAACUUGCUCCUGUUACAGUAGCAUAUGGACUCUCUUCAAGGCCCAGGUUUCCUGUCAAAAUAGGCAGCUUGACAGUGUUUGCACCUCUGCAAGAGGAAAUGAUUGUGUAUCUGAAAGCAAUUGAUGAAGGUGUUGAUCAUUAUGAAGUAUGUGGUUGAUUUACAGACAAAGAGGGAAGGGUUUUGGUUGAGCUUAAGCAUGUGGUGAUUAAAUAUCUUGGGAGCCGCUCUCAUGUUGUGGAAGAAUACUUCUUCCACAAUGAAUUCAAUGUCGUCUGUGAGGAUAUCAUCUCCUCUAAUGCCAGCGAGGCACCAAAGGCCUUGGUAUUUUCCGACCAGGUAGGCCUUCCAAAAGCCAUGCAACCACACUUAAGUUCACAGUCUAGAUACAUCUCCUUCACACAAUCUAAGGAGGUCUUGAGCCAUGGAUUUCCUACACUCUUGGCAAACCUUAAUAUCACAGAUCUCAACAAACACUUCCAGGAAGUCUUAUUUGUGUGGGGUCAGGAGGAUGUGACUUCACUGAGAACUGAGUAUGUUCUGGAGAGUAUGAUAAGCUGCUGUGAGAUGCUCAGGAAAAUUGUCCUGUCAUUGAGGGCCAUGCAAUUUACAAAUUCCAUCAGAGUAAUAACCUACCGGUCGGCGGAGAGCACGGUGGACCACAUCAGCGCAGGCUUUGUCCUGUCGGGCAUGACUAGAUCGUGUGCUGCAGAAAUGGAAAAGCUUUCCUUCCAGCUGAUUGACAUCAACUCUGUCUCUACAGAAGACAUCACAGCUCUGUCUCAGGUCUUAAAGUCAUACCCUUGCAAAAGAUACCCAGAGUUGGUUGUGAAAGGUGGGCUGAUUUUGAAACCUGAUAUUGUACAUACUCCCAUUGGAAGCAUUGAGAGCACUGAGGGAAGGAUUUUCUCGUCAAUGUCUGAGCCAUGCAUCUUUCAGACAAAUGACCCCUGCAGAAUGACUAGCUUGUCUGCCAUUCCUUGUGAUGUUGACAAUACAAACAUCCAUAAGAAAUCAGUUAAGCUUCAGCUCAGUAAGAUAGGCGUUCAUUCCUCAGACUACUAUCCUGUCAGUGUCUCUGAGCUGAACUAUGGUCAGACAAUGUACUGGAACAAUCACACAUCUCAGAACCACCAGCUUCUGGCUCUUGACUUCAGUGGUACUGUCACAGCUGUAGGGAAAGAUGUGAACACACUGAAAGUGGGAGAUGACGUAGUAUCAUGUUAUCCCAUUGCUGCAUCUUCUAAGAUUGUGAUUCCUGAAGCAGCUUGCUACAAGACAAAGAGGCUCACAUUUCUGAAGGAGGCUCCUUGUGUGUCAUACUUUGUUCUGGCAUGGGAAAUACUGCACAGACUGUUACCUACCAUCAAACAACGGAGAAAGUUGAGCAUCAUCUCCUCUGUUCCUGACUCUAGUCUGCUGAAGGUCCUAAUCCAGACAGCAAACAAAUCAAGAUGGAAUGCCAUUGUAGGGACACAGUGCAGUGGAAUGUUUGCUGAUGCAAUUCUCCUCCUUCCACCAUUUGAUAAAUCUCUGUUGGCAGAAGUCAGCAAUUGUCCUGAUGUCAGACAUGUUGUCAUUGUCUGUGAAUCCCAGUCCCACUGCUUGCUUGAACAGAGUGUUUUCCAGAAUGUUAAGGAUACUGUUCACAUCCAGACUCUUCAGAUGUCCAGCAUCUUACAAAAUGGAUCACUCAUUGCCAAGAGGUCACAGAUUUAUAAUUGGCUAAAGUCCAUGCAUUUGGGAAUUUCUCUAGAGACCUCUACCUUACAGAGAAUGUCAUCCGGUAGCAUUGACCUCCUGUCUGUUGAGUCGUACUUCAGCUCAAAGACCCUGUCUGUUGUGGCGCUGGGUAAAGAUGAUUCCAAAGGCACACUGUCCAACAUUGAGUUGCUGCCUAAACCAACCCAGCUAUUCCAGAAGAAGUCUGUGUACAUUGUCACAGGUGGUCUCUCUGGGCUGGGGUUUGAAACAGUGAAGUUCCUUACUCAGAAAGGUGGAGAGUACAUCGUCAUACUCUCCAGAAGUAGCCCCACACCAGACAUACAGCAGGAGAUAGUCAUUCUGGAGAGACAAUGGAGUGCCCGUAUUGUAUGGAUGGGAUGUGAUGUCUCUGUUUCUGAGCAUGUGCUCAGAGUGAUUGGUCUCAUUGGUCAGAAGUUUCCCUCUUGUCCAAUCAAAGGGGUGUUUCACAGUGCAGUCGUCCUGCAUGAUGGAUUGAUUGAAAACCUUGACAAAUCCCACUUUGAGAAAGUCCUAAAGCCCAAGGUGAAUGGAGCUCUGAAUCUGCACCACGCCACAAAACACUGCAAGUUAGACUACUUUGUGUGCUACUCUUCCAUCUCUUCUUUCCUUGGCAAUGCCUCACAAACAAACUAUGCAGCAGCUAAUUCAUUCCUGGACUACUUCUGUCACUAUAGACGGAAUAUUGGACUAUCCGGGCAAUCCAUCAACUGGGGAGCUUUGAACCUUGGUCUCCUGCUUAACAAGGACCAUUUACACAGGUUUCUGGAGACAAGGGGAUUGAUGGUGAUGGAUGUUACAGAGAUUCAUGAGAGUUUGGAACAAUGCCUCUUGCUAAACAAACCCCAACAGGUUGUAUGUAGGUUUCACAUCAAGAACAUGGUGAGCAAUGUUCUCUCUCAAAAUGCAUCAUUGACCGUGCGUAUGACUGCACUAGUGGAUGAGGCCGGGCAAAAACUCAAAUUCCAAAAGUCACAGUCUGAACAUACCUCCGUGUCAUCUUCCCCAAGUGAAUACAUCAGGUCUGUACUCAGUCAAACAAUUGGUGUUGACAAGCAUGAGUUAGAUGACGAUUCUCCUCUCUCCGCCUUAGGCAUCGACUCAAUGCUAGCCAUGACCUUGCAGAACCUCAUCUUUCAGGAUAGGGGUGUGAACGUGCCUCUGGUUACAUUGCUGGACCCCAAUAGGACACUGUCUACAUUGGUAUCAAUGCUGAUGGAGAGUACUGAGGGUGAAUCUGAGAAUGAUGAUCACAAAGAGGACAUGACAGAUGACAUGUUGACAAGACUAUAGAGAUUCCAAUUGAACAUUUAUAAUUGAAAAUGAACAUGUAGAUAUUGGAUUUUCUAAUCAUAUUUACAUGUUUAAUCAGACAAGAGGUAGUUUCCUGGAUUGGAGAGGCUGAAAGAGGUAGUUUCCUGGAUGGGAGGGGCUGAAAGAGGUAGUUUCCUGGAUUGGAGAGGCUGAAAGAGGUAGUUUCCUGGAUGGGAGGGGCUGAAAGAGGUAGUUUCCUGGAUUGGAGAGGCUGAAAGAGGUAGUUUCCUGGAUGGGAGGUGCUGAAAGAGGUAGUUUCCUGGAUUGGAGAGGCUGAAAGAGUUAGUUUCCUGGAUGGGAGGGGCUGAAAGAGGUAGUUUCCUGGAUGGGAGGGGCUGAAAGAGGUAGUUUCCUGGAUGGGAGAGGCUGAAAGAGGUAGUUUCCUGGAUGGGAGGGGCUGAAAGAGUUAGUUUCCUGGAUGGGAGGGGCUGAAAGAGGUAGUUUCCUGGAUGGGAGGGGCUGAAAGAGGUAGUUUCCUGGAUGGGAGGGGCUGACGUGAUAGUGUCUGUGCACUCAUUGAGUGUGGUACACAUUGUACAUUCAAAACAGCCCUUCAGAGAUUCAACGGAAUCUGUGGACCAUAUUUUAACCGUUUCGGACUUUGGUUUGUUAAUUUUGAGAUUUUGUUUUUGCUUAUACGAACGAGGAGCAGCAUCGCAAGGUCAGAUUCUUAAAGGGGAGCUCCAGGGAAUGCAUGGUAAGCAGAUGAGAUUGAACUGUAUCAGUGGUCUAGAAUGGUAUCUUCUCUUGUGGGGCAUGUCACCAGUUGUUCAUAGUUAGGUAACUCGUGUGACAGGUUGAAGUGGUUAAAAUCACCGGCAGCACAUUUUGUGUUGGAGUCGGGUGAGAUCUUUCCACUGUGGAAAUGUGAUGUGCUAGUUAGCUGAUGGUAUUGCUGGCGUUAGCUUGCAGUGGGAUGUAAACACCGGUUAGCACAAUUGUCUCAAAUUCCCUUGGUAGAAUGGUCUGCAGUUCAUAGUUAGGAAUUCAAGGUCAGGGGAGCAUGGUUGAUGUUGUACUGUGGAGUUGGUACACCAGCUCUGAUUAAUCAUGAAUCAGAUACAACUGCCUGAUGGUGGAUGGUAAAAUCCAGGAGGGAAUACGGCCGAGUUUGAAACAGAUAUUGGUCCAGACAUGUCUCGAUCAGACACAUGAUUCUCUGGAAUCUCUCAUAGUUUGGAUCAAAAGCAGAAGUUCAUUUUCUAUCCCUGAGUGAACGGACAUCGAUAGCAGCAAGGCAGGCAGAGGGGGCCAGUAGAGACACCCUGAACCUAGAUAGUAUGCUGGCUCGCCUUCCAUGUCUGGGUGUAUUCCCACCUGUAGCAGUGACUGCCCAGGUAUGUUUUUAGUCAGUAAUCCCACAGGUAAAGAAAGAUGCUGUGGACCAAAGACUCCAUACUAUUUCUCCCUGAUGUUUAGAAGAUCCAAGCAACUAUAUUUGUGUAAACAUUACGAUUAUAUUUCUGUAAUGAUAUUUGUUAAAGGUGUUAUGCAAUAUUUUGUCAUUAUUACAAAAUCGACUUUUUAAAAUUUUAGAACAUGAUGUUUUUACACAUUUUUUUAUAUGUUUAUCUGUUAGGAUAUGACUCUAUUCUUAUUUUAAUCUUAAAAACAGGUACUAAUCUGUAAUGUAUUUCUUUUGUAAAAAUUUUAAUAAAAUGAUUUCAAAUUAA
This is a messenger RNA of Oncorhynchus masou masou (cherry salmon), 8562 nucleotides long. RefSeq lists its product as uncharacterized. The coding region runs from base 947 to 3991 and encodes 1014 amino acids. Lineage: Eukaryota; Metazoa; Chordata; Actinopteri; Salmoniformes; Salmonidae. Gene Ontology annotation, molecular function: fatty acid synthase activity; 3-oxoacyl-[acyl-carrier-protein] synthase activity. The transcript is spliced from 4 exons. The record is from RefSeq and is a predicted model, not a curated record. Gene Ontology annotation, biological process: fatty acid biosynthetic process.